GUCAAUAGAAAAGCACCCUUAUAAACACUGAAAAGUACUAUGUGUACAACUGACUAAUACAGAAGUAAACAUAAGAGUUUUACUCACUGUUGAGUUGUGAGACUAAACAGCAUGGCUUCAACCUUGUCAGUAAAACUGCCAUGUUAGCUCAUAAAUAAGGAUCUGCUGCUUGUUUUUUUCGGGAUUCUGUGAUCCUGCUUGUUUGUUUCAGACAUUAAUGGGAUCCCUCUUCAGUGUUGGCAUCUUGUUUCAGCUGUGUGAUUGUGACGUGAAAUGCAGAAAYGACGAUGGGGAGGAAGUUGACUGGUUUAUUUUGUACAAGCUGCCCAAUGAGAAGGAUGCUGGUUUGUCGUAUUUGUACAUGGACGAGAGCACGAAUGGGUGGAAACUCAGCAAAAAGAAAAUCAACAGUAGAACUGGCUCUUUAGGGAACACGCUGAAACCUCUUCUUGAUUUCUAUAAAAGAAAGACUGAAGGUUUUGGUUACAUACUCUAYAAUGAUCAACCUCCAGAUCCAUAUGCUGCUCCUUCUUCUUUUGGACACAGCAAAGGGGUUGUGAUGUUGGAUCGACAAAGCRGCCUUUGGCUUUCACACAGUACACCUAAAUUCCCAGCCUAUCGCAAACAAGACUUCUGGCCAAACAGUGGGAACACAAACGCUCAAACRUUUCUGUGUGUUCAUUUUCCCAAAGGACAAUUUAAAGCAAUAGGAGUGCAGCUCAAAUACAUCCAUGCUUAUUCGUUCGACUCGGAGGUAACUCAGGCUUUUCCUGAGGAGCUGCGGUGUGUUGCACAGAGAAGCUGCUACCCAAAAACACAUCCCUGGUCCAGUGUGCAGAUGCUGACCUCUGUCAUGGGGCGCAACUUCACCAGCUUUGCAAAAUAUGGACGCUUUAAAGAUG
Molecule: messenger RNA, 902 nt
Organism: Austrofundulus limnaeus
Lineage: Eukaryota; Metazoa; Chordata; Actinopteri; Cyprinodontiformes; Rivulidae
Product: deoxyribonuclease-2-alpha
Biological process (GO): apoptotic DNA fragmentation
Molecular function (GO): deoxyribonuclease II activity
Source: RefSeq, a predicted model, not a curated record